AUGGCCAUGCAUAAAUCUUUAGCAUCAUCUCUUUCAUCAAAAUGUCUUUCUCUUUCUUUUACCCUAUGGUUUCUUUCAAUCAACAACUACUAUUCUCUGCCAUUAAGCUUGACUAGAAUACUAAACUCCCCAGAGAGUUUCGCUGAAAAGUUGAUACAUGAAUAUUCUCAGCAACUAACGACUUUGUAUAACCUUAAAGCAAGAAAAGUUGCAGUUUUUGGUUUAGCUCCGUUAGGGUGCAUUCCUCGAGUGUUGUAUCUUUAUCCUACAAACGGAUCUACAUGCGUUGAGUUCAUCAAUAACGCGGUACGCUUAUUCAAUACCAAGCUUGUUUCACUCAUCUACAACUUGAACAACAAUUUAUCUGGCGCCAACUUUACCUACAUAAACACAUACAACAUUUUAUCAGGAAACUUUGCGACCACCCUUGGCAUCAGAGUUCCACAAGCUCCAUGCUGUCAAGUAAACCGGAUAACGGGACUGUGUGUUCAAAAAGGAGGUGUAUGCAGCAACAGAGAUGAGUAUACAUAUUUCGACGACUAUCAUCUAACACAGAUUGUGGCUAAUUAUACUACUUCUAGAGCUUACAUUGCUCAGACACAAUCUGAUGCAAUCCCAGUUGACAUUCGAACUCUCAUUCAGCUGCAGUAAAGUGCUUGCAAAUGCAAUAAAUUAAAGUUCUUGUAAUGAAAUAAGACAUGAAUAAAGCCAGUGCUAGCUCUGGUAAUCGAGUUAGCUAGCCUUAUUAUAAUUAA
Molecule: messenger RNA, 755 nt
Organism: Salvia miltiorrhiza (redroot sage)
Lineage: Eukaryota; Viridiplantae; Streptophyta; Magnoliopsida; Lamiales; Lamiaceae
Product: GDSL esterase/lipase At4g18970-like
Exons: 4
Coding region: 1-651 (216 amino acids)
Molecular function (GO): hydrolase activity, acting on ester bonds
Source: RefSeq, a predicted model, not a curated record